Guillardia theta CCMP2712 is the source of this 690-nucleotide messenger RNA. RefSeq lists its product as hypothetical. Gene Ontology annotation, biological process: intrinsic apoptotic signaling pathway in response to endoplasmic reticulum stress; IRE1-mediated unfolded protein response; protein phosphorylation. NCBI's taxonomy places the organism in Eukaryota, Cryptophyceae, Pyrenomonadales, Geminigeraceae. The annotation marks the transcript as partial. Gene Ontology annotation, cellular component: IRE1-TRAF2-ASK1 complex. The record is from RefSeq and is a predicted model, not a curated record. Gene Ontology annotation, molecular function: protein serine/threonine kinase activity; ATP binding; RNA endonuclease activity. The transcript has a single exon.
AUGCAGAGGCUUCAGGUCACUCGCAACAUAAUCCAGGAGGAGGUGGCUGCGCUCAAUCAUGCCGGGCUUGAUAGAUGCCCCUACAUCGUAGCCUACGAGGCAGACGCGCAGGACGAGAACUUCGAGUACCUCGCGCUGCAGCUGUGCGAGUGGAACUUGGAGGAGUACGUGCAGGAGCAUGGGUGCAUCAGGGAGGUAGAGGUGCAGGCGUUCGCUCGCGACAUGCUGCAAGGGCUUGCAUGGCUUGCAAGGGCCAACCAGGUCCACCGAGACAUCAAACCGCGGAACCUCCUCCUCGACACCAAGGGUCGACUGCUGCUGGCAGACUUCGGGCUGGUGAGAGAGAUCGGCCACAAUGCUUCCUCGGUUCACUCGGGGGAGGCCGGGACGAUGGGGUGGAUGGCAACUGAGGUGCUGGCCGCCCUAGGCGCUGGAUCGGGAGGGAGAUGGAAGCACAAGUCGGACGUGCAGGUGGCGGGGAUGGUGAUCUUCUACAUGCUCACGGGCGGGAAGCAUCCCUUCGGAAGCAAUGCCAUCACCACUCAGUUCAACAUCCUCCAGGGCAGGAUCGUCAACCUGGAGCUGCUCAACGGGAGCUUGCUCGCAAGGGACGCGGUUGAAUGGAUGCUGACGCCGGACGUUGACAGCCGGCCAACCGCCAUGGAGGUGCUUGAGUGUCAUCCUUACUUC